Messenger RNA from Malurus melanocephalus (red-backed fairy wren), 1115 nucleotides. RefSeq names its product 5'(3')-deoxyribonucleotidase, mitochondrial-like. Gene Ontology annotation, molecular function: 5'-nucleotidase activity. Bases 4 to 351 code for a protein of 115 amino acids. The transcript is spliced from 2 exons. The record is from RefSeq and is a predicted model, not a curated record. NCBI's taxonomy places the organism in Eukaryota, Metazoa, Chordata, Aves, Passeriformes, Maluridae. Gene Ontology annotation, biological process: pyrimidine deoxyribonucleotide catabolic process.
UUCAUGAGCGAUCUCGCGUGUGCCGGAGCCGGGGGCGCUGCGGCCGCGUGUGCCGGGAUCGGGAUCGGGAUCGGGAUCGGGGUCGGGAUCGGGAUCGGGAUCGGGAUCGGGAUCGGGACCGGGAUCGGGAUGGGCAGCGCGGCCGUGCCUCUGCGGGUCCUGGUGGACAUGGACGGGGUCCUGGCCGAUUUCGAGGGCGCGGUGCUGCGGGAAUUCCGCGCUCGCUUCCCGGCGGAGCCGCGCGUGGAGCUGGCGGAGCGCAGGGGCUUCUCGGUGCGGGAGCAGUACCGCAGGCUGCGGGAGGACCUGGCGAGCCCUCGACUGUCCUGCAGUGACCAGAAGGAAGGAUGAAGUCUGCAUUCACCCAUUUGUAAUUUUGCCUUGCAAACCUCUCUGUUAUUCAUUCAUCAGCCAACAUUAAAAAUGGCAGCAKUUUGCAUGGACGGAGGGUGUUCCAGCAGCUUUCUCCUGCUGUUCCUGAUCUCUUACCUGCCGUGCACUCCACUUGUCAGGGCACGCAGAGRGAAACAGAAUGGAUACAGAAUUUCAUUCUGUACAAACCCAGAUAAAACAUUUUUAGCUCUUGUUCUGCGGUGGGGCUGUGUGAACACGUUCAGGGUGCUCAGGGAGCUUUGGCUGAGGUAUUACUGUGCUGCACAGCAAGAGGAAGAGCAGGAGAAGGUGAAGAGCGAAUAGUUUGGUGACGGAAUUCUCACACACACAUCCCUUUGUAAAGGGCUGGUGAUCCUCUCGAUCAUCACUACACAAAKAGGGCUGCAUGAAACACAAAAUUACAAAUAAUGUGAAUCCAGAUUUCACCCUUCCUUUUGGUCACUCAAGUCCCUGAGGAAACUGCUGAGCCAGGCUGUGCUGAGCACUUGCCCUGAGAAGUUCAUUGCUCAUUUUAAGAUACUUAGACCCAUUUUAAGAUCCCGUACUGAGCCUGGGGUUUUUUUACUGCUAAGAAAUGCCAAUUUUCUGCUAAGAAAUGACAAUUCACUUUCAUUUCACUCCUGUUCCAUAAUGAGGUAAAGGUUCCGGCACCAGAGUAUGGGGCAGGAGGUUCUGGAUCCAGUCAGCGUUUCCACAGGCUCCAAAGUGGCYGAGCUCUGAUC